CGGCGAGGCGGGGCUGAGCCGGGCCUCAGGGGAGACGGGCUGGGCGGGCCCCAGCGUAGCCCGCAGCGCCCUGAGCCGCUCUGCGCAGCGGACACUAUUCUGUGUAUUCGAGGCUAGAACUGAACUUUCUGCCUUGUACUGACCCAUCAAGCUCUGUUCAGAACUGCUCAGUGAGGAGUCCUAGCCACCUGGAACCAUUGUGAGCGCAGAGAUGAGUCGCAUCAACUCAGGGGAUGAAGAAGAUACCUUCAAAAUCUUGGUUGCCACUGACAUUCACCUUGGGUACUUGGAGAAGGAUCCUGUGCGUGGAAAUGAUACGUUUGUAACUUUUGAUGAAAUUUUGAGACAUGCUCAAGAAAAAGAAGUGGAUUUUAUUUUAUUAGGUGGGGAUCUUUUUCAUGAAAAUAAACCAUCCAGAAAAACAUUGCACAAUUGCAUUGAAUUAUUAAGAAAAUACUGUAUGGGUGAUCAUCCUGUCCAAUUUGAAAUUUUGAGUGACCAGUCCGUCAAUUUUGGUUUUAGCAAAUUUCCAUGGGUGAACUACCAGGAUGGGAAUCUCAACAUUUCUAUUCCAGUUUUUAGUAUUCAUGGCAAUCAUGAUGAUCCCACAGGGGCAGAUGCAUUGUGUGCAUUGGAUAUUUUAAGCAGUGCAGGAUUGCUGAAUCAUUUUGGACGCUCAUCAUCUGUAGAGAAGAUAGACAUUAGUCCCAUUUUACUCCACAAGGGAAGCACAAAAAUUGCUCUAUAUGGAUUAGGAUCUAUACCAGAUGAGAGGCUAUAUCGAAUGUUUGUCAAUAAGCAGGUAACCAUGCUGAGACCAAAGGAAGAUGAAGAUAAUUGGUUUAAUUUGUUUGUAAUUCAUCAGAACAGGAGUAAACAUGGAGCCACCAAUUACAUUCCAGAGCAGUUUUUAGAUGACUUUAUUGACCUUGUUAUUUGGGGUCACGAACAUGAAUGUAAAAUAGCUCCAACCCGAAAUGAACAGCAACUUUUCUAUGUAUCUCAGCCUGGAAGUUCAGUGGUUACUUCUCUGUCGCCAGGGGAAGCUAUAAAAAAGCACAUUGGUUUGCUGCACAUUAAAGGCAAAAAAAUGAAUAUGGAGAAGAUUCCUCUUGAAACAGUACGAAGUUUCUACAUAGAGGACAUUGUUCUUGCUGAUCAUCCAGACAUUUUUAACCCAGACAAUCCAAAAGUAACACAAGCAGUACAAGCAUUCUGUAUAGAAAAGGUUGAAACACUGCUGGAUAAUGCAGAAAGAGAGCGUCUGGGAAAUCCACGCCAGCCAGAAAAACCUCUCAUAAGAUUACGCGUUGAUUACAGUGGAGGUUUUGAACCAUUCGGUAUUCACCGUUUCAGUCAGAAGUUCAUGGAAAGGACAGCUAAUCCAAAGGACAUUAUACACUUUUUCAGACAUCGUGAACAAAAAGAGAAAAAUGAAGAUGAGAUUAAUUUUGGAAAGCUCAUUAGAAGACCUGCUUCGGAGGGGACAACCCUGAGAGUGGAAGACCUUGUGAAGCAAUAUUUCCAGACAGCAGAGAAGAAAGUACAGCUUUCACUCUUGACUGAAAGAGGAAUGGGUGAAGCAGUGCAGGAAUUUGUUGACAAAGAAGAGAAAGAUGCUAUCGAAGAGUUGGUGAAAUUUCAAUUAGAGAAAACUCAGAGGUUUCUUAAGGAACGUCACACUGAUGCAGAGGAGGCAAAAAUAGAUGAGGAGGUGCGAAAAUUUAGGGAGGCCAGAAAAGAGAAUAUUGAAGAGGAAGAGGAAGAAGUUCGUGAGGCUAUGACCAGGGCUAGGGCUCACAGAUCUCAUGAGGCUGCUCUUGCCUCUGGUUCUAGUGAUGAUGAUCUUAUGGAUAUGGGAAUGUCAGAACAAAAAACCAAUGAUGAUUCAGAUGCUGGCACCUCUGCAUCAUUCAGCAGAGGAAGAGGUCGAGGAAGGGGUCAGGCAAGAGGUGGAAGAGGGCAAAUCUCAACAUCAAGAGGAGCCUCUCGAAGAGGAAGAGGAAACACUACCCAAGAACAGUCUAAUAGCAGUAGAAAUUACAAGCCUGUGUCUACUCCUACCAAGAAUAUGAACAUCAUAGAUGCCUUUAAAGCUGCCCGGCAACAGCCCUCUCGGAAUUCAUCUGCUAAGAAUUACUCAGAGGACAUUAUAGAUGAUGACUCUGAUGUGGAAGAAGUUUCUUUUACUGCUGCUUCCAAAGUUACUCAAAGGUUGUCAAGAACGUCUACAUCCAGCAAAAGGAGCUUACAAAGCCAAAUAACUGGAGGGGUUGACUUUGAAUCAGAUGAGGAUGAAUUUGACCCCUUCAAGAGCACUGCUACUUCCAGAAGAAAGCACAGAUGAUUCUGGAUUCAUUAUAUAAAAUCACACUGCACAAAUGCCCAGGUCUUGUGACAGAAUCAGAAAACAAUAUGCAAGGUUUUAGAUAGUGUUUUACUCUAAACUCUUUUUUGCCUUAAUGUUUCAAUUCUUUUGUGAAAGAUUAACUCUCAGUGGUACUGUGUAUGCAAUAUAACUUGACGUAUAUGUUGGGUUACUAGAUGUAAAUACCAGU
This is a messenger RNA of Gopherus flavomarginatus (Mexican gopher tortoise), 2558 nucleotides long. RefSeq names its product MRE11 homolog, double strand break repair nuclease (gene MRE11). Lineage: Eukaryota; Metazoa; Chordata; Testudines; Testudinidae. Bases 212 to 2347 code for a protein of 711 amino acids. Gene Ontology annotation, molecular function: manganese ion binding; DNA endonuclease activity; 3'-5'-DNA exonuclease activity. The transcript is spliced from 20 exons. Gene Ontology annotation, cellular component: nucleus; Mre11 complex. Gene Ontology annotation, biological process: mitotic intra-S DNA damage checkpoint signaling; mitotic G2 DNA damage checkpoint signaling; meiotic DNA double-strand break formation. The record is from RefSeq and is a predicted model, not a curated record.